Messenger RNA from Solanum stenotomum, 1846 nucleotides. Its product is annotated as UPF0051 protein ABCI8, chloroplastic-like. The coding region runs from base 52 to 1698 and encodes 548 amino acids. Gene Ontology annotation, biological process: iron-sulfur cluster assembly. The record is from RefSeq and is a predicted model, not a curated record. The transcript has 2 exons. Lineage: Eukaryota; Viridiplantae; Streptophyta; Magnoliopsida; Solanales; Solanaceae.
AAAACAAAUAAAGCUCCAAUUUUUCUAUCUCCAAGAACUCAAAAUUCAAUCAUGGCUUCUCUUGUUACCAAUGGAAUCUCAUGUUUUUCUCCCCAACCCAUCACUGAACAACCUAAACUACCAAAAGGGUCUCAAUUUCUGCUAAAAUUAGCUAACCCCAGAAACCCUAAUUCAAGAAUCUUGAAGGUCAAAGCUGCAGAAUUGAGCUAUGAGGCAACUAUUGACACCCCAGGUAAAGAAUCUUCUGUUUCAACCUCAAAUGAAAAUGACCCACUUCAGAAAUUCUUGAAAAGAGACUAUAAAUGGGGUUUUAAUCAAGAAAUUGAUUCCUUUUCAUUACCAAAAGGGCUUUCUGCAGAAACUGUUAAGCUUAUUUCUGGUAGAAAAAAUGAACCUAGUUGGAUGCUUGAGUUUAGAUUGAAAUCAUAUGAGAAGUUUCUUAAAAUGAAAGAGCCUAAAUGGUCUGAUAAUAGAUACCCAGAAAUUAGUUUUCAAGAUAUUUGUUAUUAUUCUGAACCUAAACAGAAACCAACUUUGAAUAGUCUUGAUGAGGCCGAUCCUGAGCUUAUUAAGUAUUUUGAAAAAUUGGGUAUUCCGUUGAACGAAAGGAAUCGUUUGGCUAAUGUUGCGGUUGAUGCUGUUCUUGAUAGUGUUUCUAUUGCUACAACUCAUAGGAAGACUUUAGAGAAAGCAGGUGUGAUUUUUUGUUCAAUAUCUGAGGCAAUUAGGGAGUAUCCUGAUUUAGUUAAGAAGUAUUUAGGGAGAGUUGUGCCCCCGGAAGACAACUUUUAUGCGGCUUUAAACUCGGCUGUGUUUAGUGAUGGAUCAUUUGUGUAUAUACCUAAAAACACUAGGUGUCCGAUGCAAAUCUCGACUUAUUUUCGGAUAAAUGCAAUGGAAACUGGACAGUUCGAGAGGACUGUGAUAAUUGCAGAGGAAGGGAGUUUUGUGGAGUAUUUAGAAGGGUGUACUGCACCUUCGUAUGAUACUAAUCAGUUACAUGCUGCUGUGGUGGAGUUGUAUUGCCACGGAGAUGCGGAGAUUAAGUAUUCCACUGUGCAGAAUUGGUAUGCGGGAGAUGAGGAAGGUGUAGGAGGGAUUUAUAAUUUUGUUACAAAGAGGGGAAUUUGUGCUGGGGCUAGGUCGAAGAUUUCGUGGACACAAGUGGAGACAGGAUCAGCUAUUACCUGGAAGUAUCCGAGUGUUGUGUUAGAGGGUGAUGAAUCAGUUGGCGAGUUCUAUUCCGUGGCGUUAACCAAUAAUUAUCAGCAGGCAGAUACAGGGACAAAGAUGAUACACAAAGGGAAGAAUACAAGGAGCAGGAUAAUUUCAAAGGGUAUUUCAGCAGGACAUUCUAGGAACUGUUAUCGAGGACUAGUUCAGGUGUUGUCCAGUGCAGACAAUGCCAAGAACUCCUCUCAGUGUGAUUCAAUGCUCAUUGGUGAUACUGCUGCUGCCAACACUUAUCCAUACAUUCAGAGCAAAAACCCAACUGCACGCAUCGAACAUGAAGCAACAACGUCAAAGAUCGGUGAAGACCAGUUAUUUUAUUUCCAGCAGAGGGGAAUCGACUACGAGAAAGCAAUGGCUGCAAUGAUAUCGGGUUUCUGCAGGGACGUUUUCAAUGAACUUCCUGAUGAAUUUGGUGCUGAAGUGAACCAGCUAAUGAGUUUGAAACUUGAAGGAUCUGUUGGUUAAAGCACUAUUUCAAUCUAGUCAAUAUAAAGCUAAUUGCUAGUGGUUUUGUAAUCUGUAAAGUUAUAGCACAAGAAAACUUUGCAUCAUCAAUACACAUUUGUAAAUAAUGCAUCAAGGCAUUAUCUUCUACUUAAUAUCUUUGUAAUCC